UCCGGAAGUGCCCGAUGCUUUGGAGAAAGACAAAGGAGGCUAGGUAAUCGUAUUCAGCAAACACAUUUUGAAAGUACUACAUCAGCGAACAUGUCGGCUAACAAGUUAAGUUAUUUGGAUAUGACAAUUUCCCAACUGAAAGAUGAAUUGAGGAAGCGCAACGCUAGACUGUCUGGCAGAAAACGAGAGUUGAUCACAAGAUUGGAGUUUUUAGACAACUGCCAAUCUGCUGGGGCACAGGUAGAGCCAGAGUCUGAAUUUAGCAUGACACUACCACCAAGCAGCUCAUACAAGGACCUUCAUGGUGGGAUGACCCAAAAUAUACCAAAUGUCACUGUUGCCAGACUUAAAGAGUAUCUGGACCAGUUCAGCAAAAAUCUGGAUGAAAAGAUCAAAGAUUUGUACAAGGAGAGGUUCUUGAGGUGUCUUCGAGUUGCACAUGAUGAGCAGAUGCUGUUUGUGUCCUCGACAGUCUGGGCCGAGAUGAGGAAGUCAACUUCCUACAAGGUGGAUGUAUCCCUCAACUCAGACGGAGUUAUCCAAGAGGCUCAGUGCGAGUGUGGGGCGGGACAAGGACCUGCUGCUCACUGCAAGCAUGUUGCUACUGUGGUGUUUGCCCUGACCAACUUCUGCCAGACCGGAGAAAUAUUGACAGAACUCACUUGCACUCAGGUGCUACAAACAUUUCACAAAUCAAAAGUAUUCAAAGGAAGUCCCUUGAAGUCGUCUCAACUGCAGGCAAUUAGAAGUACUAGCAAGGAACCAGCACAACUGGUGUAUGACCCAAGGCCCGUACAUCUACGGAACAGAAUUGAAAGUAGGAGCAUUUUUCGAAAUGCUUGCCUCAACUUGACAACUGAGCCUGAGAUUAGCGAGAUUACUGCACAACAGGCAGAUGAUGUGGAGAGGUUAACUAGGGGCCAGGGCCAGAGUAAAGCAUGGAGAGAGACACGGCUGCUCCACAUCACAUCUUCAAAUUUUGGCACCAUCUGCAAAGCAACAGAUAGGAGGAAUAUGGAGAGUUUGGCCAAUUCAUUGGUGACGAACAGAGACUUAAAAACACAGGCCAUAUUACAUGGGCGGAAAUAUGAACAGGUGGCUGUUGAAAAGUUUGAAUUGAAAUGGGGCAUGAAAACCGAACAGUGUGGAUUAUUUAUAUGUAAAACCCACCCGCACCUGGCUGCUUCUCCAGACAGAAUGGUAGAUGACAGCACCUUGCUUGAAAUCAAAUGUCCGUACACAUGUAGGAAUAAACAUAUUUCACCCCUCACUGUCCCCUAUUUAAAAGAACAUGGUGGUAGACUAAAAUUGGAUGCAAACCAUGAUUAUUACUAUCAGAUUCAGGGACAGUUAUUGUGUACCAACAGAAAAGUUUGCUUGUUUGUGGUAUAUACCUUUUUUUUGGAUAUUGUGUUGGUACGGGUGGAGAGAGAUGACGAAUUCAUCAGAAUGAUGUUGAAGAAACUCCACACUUUUUACACUGUACAUUUCCAAACUACAUUAAUAAAAAAAUUCAUGUACAGAAACUAUUACCAUUAUACAUUUGAUUAAAUUCAUGACACCUCUGUGUAUGCAUUAUACAUAAUCUGCACUACAUUUCUAUAUACUCAACGUUUCUGACACCCUAUAGCCCAUAUGUAUUUUUGUGCUGGGGUGUAUUAAACAUUGAUUCAUUCAUUCUGGUGUACAUUGUAUUUUAUCACUAAAAUUUGGAUUGAGUUAACCAUGAAAUUUAUUUUGUCCAUAGUUCCAUAUGUAAAUAAUUUACUAAUGAAGUUUCAUUGUUCAAACUGUCAACAUGGAACACUUGUUUUGAAAGAAUGUUUAAGCAUCUUGUGAAACGAUGUUACUUCUAAAAUUACACAAAUAAAAGCACACCUGAAUAAUUUGUGUGGCCAUUGCUGAUUCCGUGUUAUUCAUGGGCUGUUGCAAUAUUUUAUAUGUUUUGCAGAGGCCAAUGAUUCGCUCAAUGUGAACACGCUUGCUGGCUAUUUUUCUGUCUUUUAUAACUGUACCCCCUGACAGUCUAUUUUUUUUAUGGAAAAAAGUUGGUAUAUUUAUUGUAACCAUAGCCCCUUCAAACAAAUCUUGUACAUUAAAACCUUUAUCAGCCAUGAUGCUGUCUCCAGGAUCACACAUUUGGGGCAGCGCUGAUCUUUCACAUAUCUGCCUAUCACUGACUGAUCCCCCAUAUGCUGGUGAUACAUAGCUGGUGAGUCCACCAGGAGACAUCCCCACUAACACUUUAACAGUAUUACGGUUUUUGUAUGUAGAGAAAGUAGCCUGCUGCACCACUGGUUCCUUUGGCUUUUUAAUUGGGCACUCUGUUCCAUCUAUAAUAAUUCUAGUUGAAGGAAAUUUUUGUUUAAAAUCUGUGGGGGAAUGAAAGUGUACCAUGUCACCUGAUGGCCACCAGUCUAAUUCUCCCCACUGGCAUGCCAUGAAGUUCACCCACGUUACAAAAAUAUUGGUAACAGAAUCUUCUCGAAUGUUGAACAAUCUACUUAACUCAAAGUUAGUUUUGUGUUGCCGAAGUUUAAGUAAAGUUAGAAAAAACUGAUCCUCUACACAUAGGGAUGGCAUGACUGAAUGAAAAUAGUUCAGUUCGUGAACAGCUGGACCCAGUGUAUUUAAAACGAGACAAAAUUUCUUAUAAUUUUCCAGGCCGGUAUAAAAAUGUAUUGCCUUUGAAUCUUCUGAAAACCGACUUGCUGCAAAGAAUGAAACGGGUUCACUCUGUGUCCCUGUUGUUUCUGUGGUGAUUCUGUGGGUCUGUGAAGAGACAUCCUGUGGGGUUCCAUCUGCAUUUAAAAAAAAAACAAUAACUAAAUUUUCCUUCAAUUUUUACUAAUAAAUUUGGAUAGUCUGGCAACUUUGAUGAAAAUGUUUUUUGGUUAUGUUAAAGUAAAUGUCAACAUUAAAUAACUUUCAAGGCAGAACUAAAAUUAUGACUGCAGAUGACUUGUGUAUGGUAGUAAAGUUAUCUGAUUUAUUAAAUAUUAUUUUGAUAAAUAGCCAAUACCUUUAGAAGUAACAUUACAUUGCUCUUUUUUAUAUUUACAUAUCAAAGAGUAUCAAACUAAAGUAAGUGGUUUUAUGCCUGAAAUGUAUAACUAAAAUUUUGCUUAACUUGGAUACUAACACUCAAAUAUCUUGUGUGAUAACAAAUAUGCUUCCUGUACCUGCAACAUGGCUUUCUUCUGAAGUGACAGUCUCUUCAGCUCCAAAUUCGUUCCAUGCAAUGUCUCGCUGUUUAUCACAUUCCACUUCCAAUCGUAAUCGCUUCUUGCACCUUUCAUUUCUCUGUACAUUUGCUGGUGAUUGUUGCUUGGUCCAGGAAAAUAAGUGGGGCACAGCAGUUUUCUUCAGCCUCUUUUGUAGUGGUCCAGUCCCUAAAAAAACAACUUUAAAAUUAGUGGUGUUCCAAUGAUCAAAUACAAAUCAGAAAUUAACUUGUUGGGAUUUGGUGAUGUCAUAAUAUAUACUGAUGGAAAUAAAUAAAGGAUCACACAGAUACAAUACAGGGUAGCAACAAGAAAUAAUGACUGCAUCAAAAAUCAAUUUAUAUUGUAAGAAGUUGGAUGGAAACAUUGUGGUAUAUCCACUUUUCUUAUUACUAUUAUUUAUUAAGUGUUAAAUGUUAGGAAGUGGAUUUAGGUAUAAAUUUGGUUCACAUUUAAAUGUUUUAUGUAGAUGUAUAUCGAACAAUUUGUAUUUUUCGUAUGUUUUAUGUACAUGUAUUUUUCCAGCCAAUCAUUGUUAGUUUUGGCAUAAAUUAAUAAAUUGAUUGAUGAAUC
Gigantopelta aegis is the source of this 3797-nucleotide messenger RNA. RefSeq lists its product as uncharacterized. The record is from RefSeq and is a predicted model, not a curated record. Lineage: Eukaryota; Metazoa; Mollusca; Gastropoda; Neomphalida; Peltospiridae. Gene Ontology annotation, molecular function: zinc ion binding. The coding region runs from base 91 to 1551 and encodes 486 amino acids. The transcript has 5 exons.